Molecule: messenger RNA, 1029 nt
Organism: Durusdinium trenchii
Lineage: Eukaryota; Dinophyceae; Suessiales; Symbiodiniaceae
Source: the annotation of a GenBank genome assembly
GGACGUUGGUUCCACCACCGUACGUUUUCUCCUCUUCUGUUCCACCGUCGCCCGACGUACGUUUUCUCCUCUUGCGACGUGAGUUUUGGGGGCCAUGUCGUCGGGCAAUCCCAUGGGCUUGUCAGAGAUCUCCCACUUUGGAACCUUUCAGCGGGUGGGCGGGAAGGCUGGUGGCUUCAUCAACAAGAAGUUCUUCCAUCCCUCCACGCUGCGAAAUCAAGAGAAGCUUUGGAAGGCCCAGACGGAGGAUGAGCGUGAGUUUCGGAAGCAACAAGAGCUUCAGAAGCGGCGCGAUGAGGAACGGCAGGUGGAAGAGCUACGAAAGCAGAUGUAUCUUUCAGGCCAGGGGAAGUCCACGGAUUUCCUGUCCACAGCAGCGGAGGCCAGUGCUGCCACCAGUCACUUGAACCACAGCGAGAAGGCCGAGUUGAAGCAAGCCAUCGCCGAGCAGCAGAAGCGGCGCCUGAAGCUGAAGCGUGCGGCACAAGCACAAGCUGCGGCGGCGGAGAAGGCGGAGAAGGCUGAAGAGGGCAGUGAUGAGGAAGAAGGGAUGCCCUCCUCAGCAAGUCCAGUAGACCGAAGCUUUGCGAAGUCCAGGUAUCCGGAGGACGUCAUGGAAAACGAGCACAGCACGGUAUGGGGCUCAUGGUACUCGCGUGAGGAGGAACGUUGGGGCUUCCGAUGUUGCAAGCUGCUGUCGCGCGGGGAGGUUUGCCCUGAGGGACCCAAGGAGCCUGAGAAGGAGGUGGUGAAGGACGGGCGCCGAAAAAGGAAAGAAGAGGUACAAGAGAGUGGAGCCUCUUCUAGCUCAAAGCCUGAAGCUCCACCUCCUGUGAUUGAUCCCGAGUCGCUUCUGGACACGAGGAUGUUGGAGGCCGCCGCCAAGCGGCGCCGGGUGAAGAGUUUUCAAGAGCUCAAGGAGCUCAAUAAGAAGUCCGAAACCAAGGAGAGCGAUUACUUGGAGGAGCUCUUACAGGAGCCCUCUUAGGAUCUUCCAGUGGUCGCAGAGAUCAUUUUGGCCCGACGAGA